CCGGAUGGAAUUCGAUGUUGCACAACUGUAGGUUACAUGACCGUUUGGUUAGAAAACCUUUGCUUUCUAUGACCUAACGUCGUGUGGAGUAAAAUGACCAGUUGCCCGAGAUGUCUACAGUAGCAGGACGAGUUUUUAGCGGUCUGACGCGGCUGACUUUCAGUAGAGGGAUGUUUGUCCGGACCGUGAGGAGACUGAACGGUGUGCGGUCUCUGGCUCUGAGCUCUCAGAUGUCGGCCAGGUCUAAAAAGCCCAUGGAUGAAGAAAAGGAGGUAAACAACGAGCCCAUCAAGUUCUCCACCAGUAAAGCCAGUCACAAGGCUUGGAAUGUUGAUCGCUCCAUGGGGAGUAAUUUUGAGCGGCCCUGGUGGAAAGUCCUCCCCAUCAGCCUCAUCUUCACAGGAUUCCUCCUGUGGUGUGCAGUGAGAGAAGAGACGGACAUUGACGUAAAGCUGGAGAAGCAGCUGUACGAGCAUUUACCCAGUUUGCUUCCAGAUGAAGAGGAGAAGGAAGUUCAAAAUAAACCAACUUAACAUAUGUGGAACUUAAGAUGUAUAUAUUUUAGGUUAUAUUUAUUGUGUCGCUGUAUCAUUUCUGUGGACCAGGGGCAUAAAUGAUGAAGCCGGCCAUUGCCACAGAAAUGUAUGAUUUUUUUUUUUCAGCAAAAGACUUCUGGAUUGUUAGAUCAUUGCCUUUACAAGCUAAAACAUGUUUAUUAAAUAUGCCUUGAUAUGA
Amphiprion ocellaris (clown anemonefish) is the source of this 735-nucleotide messenger RNA. It is a transcript of the gene uqcc4, whose product is annotated as ubiquinol-cytochrome-c reductase complex assembly factor 4. The record is from RefSeq and is a predicted model, not a curated record. The transcript has 2 exons. NCBI's taxonomy places the organism in Eukaryota, Metazoa, Chordata, Actinopteri, Pomacentridae. Bases 111 to 533 code for a protein of 140 amino acids.